Molecule: messenger RNA, 3594 nt
Organism: Uranotaenia lowii
Lineage: Eukaryota; Metazoa; Arthropoda; Insecta; Diptera; Culicidae
Exons: 17
Coding region: 415-3594 (1059 amino acids)
Cellular component (GO): voltage-gated calcium channel complex
Molecular function (GO): voltage-gated calcium channel activity
Source: RefSeq, a predicted model, not a curated record
GUGAAAAAAUGGACGCCAUUGUGGGACCUGCUGAGAAACUGUGAAAGAAAAUUGUCCAAAAUGGCUGAAAUCGGGUUCAAAAGUUGGUAAAAGUGGAAAAGUUCGCGAGUAUUCGUCGGUACGCGUUCUUUAGUGAUAAAAUUUGCCAGUGCAAGUUGUUUUUCAGGGAGGGAAAUCGAAUUUUCUUUCUGCCUGGGUUCAGAGAGUUCCUGCCUUUUGGGUGGUUUAAGCUCGGUCGACCAUUUUCUUUCUUCCGUCUCGACGAGGGGAGGAAGAAAAGCCUAGAAAAAUUCUGUAUGUGGUCCAGCAAGAUCACUCCGGACGAAUGCAACACACUCGGCCAGCUGCUAGUAGCUCGUAGGACAUUGCUGGAUCUCUUGGUAGCCAACGGAGACAUCUUGAUCCCCGUGUACCAUGUACAUAAGAAAUAGCUCGAGAGGUUUCGUCGCUUUUUUCGUUCUGGUUAUUUUCGCAAUCUCAAUUACACGUAGUGCAGAUGAGCCAACAACAAUCAAGUUUAGCACUGUCCAAGGAUGGGCAGCAAAGCUAGGCGGAGAACUAGCAUCGUUAGGAGAUUUUAUAACUAGACGGAAGGAUGUAGAAGAUAGUUUUAAACAAGCACAAGUAGCUAGCAAAAAUGGACAAAAAAUUGUGGAAGAGAUGGCAAAAGAUCUCAAGUACAUGAUGGAUGCGAAAGUGAGCGCCGUUAAGUCUACAAUAUCUGCAGGCAAUUUUUACAUUAUUUUUAAUUCUAGUAGACAGUAUUUAGGUAUAUAUGUUUUAACGUUUUCAUUUAACCAUUUUUUCCAGUUCCAAGAUAUUUUGAAACCAGCUUACAAUACGGUCGACAUGAUAGAGGUAGAGCUGACCGAUGAUGACCGUGGACCACGGGACUUCAAUCCUGCCUUAUUGCAUAUACGAGAAUCUAUAAUUAAUCAAUCAACCGGAGCCAAGUGGGUGCAUGUGAAGUAUCAUUUUGACGAUAUGAAACGAGUAUCUCGUACCCGACGCCAGUACUACUGGACGCCGAUCAAGAACACCCCAUUUACUCUGGUCGUCACCUAUCCGGAGACGUACGGUGUCAAUCGGUUGCAGAUUCGCACCGAGGACGAGAUACACCGGAUCCAUGCAAAGGGCAGCAAUGUCGCGAGCUUUUUCAGCGGCACCAACUGGAGGAUCCAUCCGGAUUGGGUUUACUGCAAGUACCUUAAUGAACACUCCAACGAAUCUUUUCCUACUCCAGAAUCGGAGCUAAAGCACUUCCUUGAGCGUAUGAAGCAAGGCGGUUGGAAAUGGCCGGCUCUGAGAACUCCUCCGCCUCCGGAGCACGCCAUAUUCUCUAACAUUUCGACCCGAAUGCCUGAAAAGGACUACUAUUACUGUGAUCGUAGCCUGAUGCAAGCUCUGGUGUACGACGCCAAAGUGACGGAAUGGUUCUCGAAAAAUACCAGCGGAGGAAGUGGCAGCAAGGAUGAGAAAACCGGCCCUAGCCCUAUUGCCGUUUUGAUGGGUUUGUUACCAAGGAAUGAGUUCAAGCAACGAUUCGGAGUGACAGUUUCCUUCCUGGCGACGCACAGUGGACUUACCAGGUGGCAGGACCAUAUGAAUCAGGGCGAAGAUGCCAAACAAGCUGAGCCGGAUUUCAGCGAAACCAACAACCGAGCGAUCGACGAAAUUUGGUACAAACGGGCGGUGGAACUUUUCUACAGCAACAAAAACCGGAAAAGUUCAGACGGUACCGGAAAGGCGGACGAUGGAGACAAAAACGCGUACGUGUACUCGGUUCCCUUCGAUUCCGGAAAUCGAAACGAUACGCUGGUGACGGCCAGCAAUGCCAUUUUCCACACGGAUGCUGGCAAAGAGACACCGGUAGCCGUGGUUGGUUUUCAGUUCCAUCAUUCGGCCAUGUACACGCUGUUCAAAAACAUCACAAGCCAGUGUUUGCACAGUGAUCCGCAGUGCGAGAAAACUUGCUUCACCGGAGACUACCAGUGCUAUGUGAUCGACAACAACGGGUUUGUGGUGAUCAGUGAGCAACUGGACGAAACGGGAUCCUUUUUCGGGGAGGUGAAACCGGCCUUUAUGCAGCGCCUGAUAGACGAUGGCAUCUUCAAGAACGUAACCAUCUACGACUAUCAGGCUGUGUGCUUCAUGGCUAAAAGCAUUAUCAAUAUGGCUAGCAUCAUUGAAACGCCUUUGAAACUCGUCUGGUGGUUCCUGACGAAUGCGGUCUCGUAUGUUAUGUGGGUAGUUCUGCAAAUCUUCCUUACUAUUGUUGAAGCAUACGAUGAAGUGAUCUAUGAUAACAACAUCUACGAUGUGCCGGAUCAAGUGGAUCCGGAAGAUCCUACCGCGGGGCGGUACAAAGAGCCCGAAUUUCACAGGGUGCUCAUCAACCGAACGCGACCUGAUCCGUGCGAUCACGUGAUCACUCUGUACGAGCUCAACAAUGACGUCGAACCGGUUGUCUACCGGAAAGAUGCCCAUCAGUGUGAAAGACCUUACGUGGUGCUGCCAAUUCCGUCGAGCAAUCUGAUCCUGCUGGUGCUCGAUACGCUCUGUCCACUGCCGACUCACGUUCCGACGCUCACGACCUGGCCAACGCAGCACGACUACAAUGAUUCGCUGGCCUGCUACAAGGCGCGCAACGCUGAGCUGCCCCGGCGGCGACCGCUGACCUGCAUCAACAAGCAUGCGAACGUAACCAACUUGCAGACAUCGUCGAGAACCCCGGCAACGCUCUCCUCUAGACAACGUAGCUACCAACACAUCUCCAUCAUAUACCAAAACGUUCGUGGACUCCGGACCAAAAUAGACGAGUUCUUGCUCUCUAUCCUGAACGAUGAUUAUGACGUCAUCGUCCUCUCGGAAACAUGGCUGAACGACGAAAUAUACUCCAAUCAGCUGUUCUCGCAAAAUUAUACCGUAUUCCGUCAAGACAGAAAUGCACUCGCAACUGGUAAGCAGCUUGGUGGUGGGGUUCUCAUUGCAGUGGCAAAAAAAUUGAACUCACAACCCGUAAACAUUGCGAUCAUAGAAGAAUUCGAGCAAGUUUGGGCGAAAAUAGCAUUCUUGCAGCAGACCGUUUUUAUCGGCGUCGUCUAUCUUAGCCCCGAUAUAGCCAGCACAGAGUCACUCAUCGAAAAGCAUAUGGAAUCUGCCACAGUCGUACUUAACCGCACUCAUCCACAAGACACUUUCCUCUUAUUCGGGGACUACAACCAGCCCGAUAUAGCUUGGAUUCCACACGAAAACGGGUACAUGUACCCAGACCCUCUGCAAUCACACUUCACACCCGCAAACACCGUGCUUUUAGAUAAGGCUGCUUUCAUGGAUCUUAAGCAAAUUAAUGCCACGCGCGACGCGAUUCCUGACCUCUCUUCUAACAACUCGAGGUCCUACCACAUCAAGGAUGAUCACUUGCUUUCCUUCCUGUGCCUUCUCACGAAAGACGUUUACCGUCAUAGCUUUGUAGAACUUACUCUUAUUUGUCUAAGUCAAGAUGCAGCUCAAGAUUCUCGAACACUUCUGGCGGUUUCCCAGGCCUUGAGUUACCUGGUGACCUCGAGCUUCCUUUGGCAUGGCAUUUGCUAA